AUGGUGGAAAUGAGAAAGCCACCAAAUAAAAGUGCUGGCAAAAUUAUAUUUGGAAACAGUCGAACUUGCCCGAAUUUUCGCUCUAAAAGUAAUGAAAUGUCAAUGUUCACGAUUAUAUUUAUUUUUAAACAUCCUGAUCUGAUUCAACAAUUCAUUCAUUCAGGUGUAAAUAUGCAAAUUUUAACUUUGCCCUAA
Messenger RNA from Clunio marinus, 195 nucleotides. NCBI's taxonomy places the organism in Eukaryota, Metazoa, Arthropoda, Insecta, Diptera, Chironomidae. The record is from the annotation of a GenBank genome assembly.